AUGGCAUACCAAGACGUGCAUGAUAACGAUCCGGGCCAGUUAUCCAGUGGUAGAUCAAGCAGCCGGUCGCAUCAAUCGUCAGUUGGAAUUAACUUCAGUUUCAACUUAUCAGAUGGUGCAGCAGGUCGUGAUUUUUCACUUUUUCCGUGGCCAGAUCACAUUCCAUUUAUUCUUCCGCCAUAUCUGUUUGAUUGGAUUGAUGUUAUAGGUGACGGUAAUUGUGGAUUUAGAGCUAUUGCCGCCACAGAGUUAGGGGGUGAGGAAGCAUGGCCUCUGUUACGACGUGCAAUGAGUUUGGAAAUGGAAACGCAUAGAGAACAAUAUGCACGCUUAUAUUUAUCAGCAGAUUCGGUGGAGGAAGCUAUAUUCAGAGUUGGUGCCCAUAAUAAAGGACCUGCUCCGUACGAUCACUGGUUGGAAGCGACAACACUGUAUUCUGCAGCAACAUUUUUAAACAUAGCAAUUGCGUAUUAUGGCUCUGCGGAUGGUCAUCCAAUGUACAAUUUGCCGCCAGUCCAACAAAAUUGGAGAGCAGCUAACAAUUCAUGUGCAGAUUUAGAAAGACAAUAUCGUAAUAGGAUAUCACUUUGGAGUAGAAUGUGCAACAUACAACGACAACAGCAUAAUAACACCGCUGGAGACGCGGUGAAUUUAGAUUCUCCAUAG
This is a messenger RNA of Amaranthus tricolor (Joseph's coat), 666 nucleotides long. RefSeq lists its product as uncharacterized. The transcript has 4 exons. The coding region runs from base 1 to 666 and encodes 221 amino acids. NCBI's taxonomy places the organism in Eukaryota, Viridiplantae, Streptophyta, Magnoliopsida, Caryophyllales, Amaranthaceae. The record is from RefSeq and is a predicted model, not a curated record.